This is a messenger RNA of Exophiala viscosa, 813 nucleotides long. RefSeq lists its product as uncharacterized. The record is from RefSeq and is a predicted model, not a curated record. The transcript has a single exon. The coding region runs from base 1 to 813 and encodes 270 amino acids. NCBI's taxonomy places the organism in Eukaryota, Fungi, Ascomycota, Eurotiomycetes, Chaetothyriales, Herpotrichiellaceae.
AUGCCUCUCGACAAGACCACCGAUCUCUCCAUCGCCGAACUGGCAAUCUACAUCACCCUCAUCCCACCAACUGCCUGGCUCUUUUUCAAGCACGGCCGCCGCGCAUUCCUAGCCUACAUCUACCUCCUGAUCUUCCAGUCCCUCCGCAUCGUCGCCGCAGGCCUCCAGAUUAACGCCCACAAUGAGCACAAGACCUCGACCACAGGCUCCAUCCUCGAUGCCGUCGGUCUCAGUCCCCUCCUCCUCGCUUUCUCAGGCUUCCUCUACGAACUGGGUCGCUACUACGCUCCUCCAACACAAACGCCCCGCCGCAUGCAUUUCGAGGAAAUACUGAUCCAUUUCGGCGCUUCCACGGGCAUCGCACUCGCCGCGGUUGGCGGGUCGAAUCUGACGAAGUCGAAUGCAACGCCGUCCUCCAUCAGUUCGGCACAUCAUCUGCAAGAAGGAGGUAGCGUCUUGCUCUUGUUGACCUGGGCGGGCAUCGCAUAUCUCUGCGUACGACUCUGUCGAAACAUGGGAGGAUUUGGGGGGUUGAUCGUGUUACUACUGGUGGCUGGUCUUUGCAUCGGUAUUCGAGCGGUGUACAGCGUGGUGUACGCUUUUGACCAUUCCGCCUCUGUCAAUCCGAUCACAGGAAAAUUUGCCAUCAAGCUGAUUUUGGUGUUCAUGGUUCAGCUCCUGGCUGUUAUGGCGUUGCUAGCUACGGGCUUCCUGACUCGCUACAUCGCAAAGGAGAUGCAUGCUGGACGGAGAACAAGGACAGGAGAUGUCGAGGAACAGGGCACGUCCCUUCGACCGGUGACCGCCAAGUAG